This is a messenger RNA of Pteronotus mesoamericanus, 681 nucleotides long. RefSeq names its product ubiquitin conjugating enzyme E2 U (gene UBE2U). The coding region runs from base 1 to 681 and encodes 226 amino acids. Gene Ontology annotation, molecular function: ubiquitin conjugating enzyme activity. Gene Ontology annotation, cellular component: HULC complex. The record is from RefSeq and is a predicted model, not a curated record. Gene Ontology annotation, biological process: DNA repair; proteasome-mediated ubiquitin-dependent protein catabolic process; protein polyubiquitination. Lineage: Eukaryota; Metazoa; Chordata; Mammalia; Chiroptera; Mormoopidae. The transcript has 8 exons.
AUGUCCCGCAGAGCUUACUUCCUGCUGCGAAGAGACUUCCAAGAGUUGAAAAAGAACAACUAUAAAGGCAUUACUGCUUUUCCUGUAAGUGAAGAUAAGAUGGAAUGGGAAGCUGAUAUUGAAGGUCUAGAGAAUACAAUGUGGCAAGGAAUAUUCUUCCAACUGACUAUAAAUUUUUCAUCAGAAUAUAAUUUUGUCCCUCCAGUUGUGACAUUUAGAACCAUUCCUUUUCAUCCGAAUGUAGACCAACAUACUGGUCGACCCUGUAUAGAUUUUUUGGACAAUCCUCAUAAGUGGAACACAAGCUAUACACUGAGCAGCAUCUUACUUACCCUCCAGGUUAUGCUUUCUAAUCCAGUGCUAGAAAAUCCAGUGAAUUUGGAAGCAGCCCAAAUGCUGAUUAAGGAUGAAUCUGUGUACAGAAUAAUAGCUCAAAGACUUUUACAUAAACCAUUACAAUUGAAAGAUGACAGCUCCGAGUUAUCUAAAGACUCAGAUAAAUUUACCAGGUCAAUUAAAAUUUCAUUUGAUGAUUACUACAAGACAUGGUCUGAAAUAGCUACAUCAAAAGCUGCGGAAUGUUACAGAACUCCAUUACUUGAAGAUCCAAAUUUCAUUGGAGAGUAUUGUAAAUGGAAGAAAGUGGAGCUAAAACAUCAUAAAGAAUGGAAUUUAAAGUAA